AUGGAGAAACCAAAAGAGGAGGAUAUUGAACGAGUGAGAUACUGCCGAAAUUGCAUUGUCAAUGGGGAUGGUCCUUUAUGUGUUUCAUGUGAACUAGAUGGAUUAUUCCAGGAUUAUGAAGCAAGGCUCUUUCGUCUUAACAAAGAACAUGGAGGGAUGAUUACAUCUGCUGAAGAGGCCAUAGAUUUGCAGAAGAGGAACUCUGCACUCAAUCGUUUCUAUUGGAAUUUUUCACAGCCAGACAAAGACAAGACUUCACAUGUCGCCAAUUAUGGAAAAUUAAUGAAAAGAGAUGUUGGAGAAAAGUUUGAAGAUGACCCUGAUGUUUAUGGGCUUAAGCCAAUUAAGUAUGUAGGAAUUGAGGUUUCGCAGGUAAAGGGUGGGUCAGUUUACGACAAUGUUUUGAUCUGUGAUGACCCAGAUUAUGCAACACAAGUUGUGGAAGAAGUAUUUGCAAAGAGGGAGAUUGAAAAAGAGGCCUUAGAGGAAGCAGAGAAAGUGAGAAAAGCACGAGAGGAAGAGGAAGCUCAAAGAGCAAGAGAAGAAGGUGAAAGGAGGAGAAGAGAGCGGGGUUAUGAUCGACGGUACAGGGAUAGAUAUAAGGACAGAUACAGAAGGGACCGUCGUGAUUACAUGGAUGAUUACCAUAAAUUUCUACUGAACAAACGUGAAAUGGAGUUGUUUAAGUUAGAAAACAAGGUUAGGUUUAUCCUUGCAGUUGUGAAGGGAGAGAUCAUUGUAAGUAAUAGGAAGAGAGCUGAUCUGUUUGUUGAGCUGCAAACAAAAGGUUUCACUCCUUUUCCAAAGAAAACUAAAGCUGUUGAGCCAGAAGUUGCUGGUGCAACUGAUGAUACAGAAGAAACAGAAGUGAAAUCUCCUGCUGACAGCAGUAGUAAUGGGGUACAGAUAAGUGAUUAUGAGUAUCUACUGGCCAUGGCAAUUGGAAGCUUGACCAUUGAGAAGGUUCAGGAGUUAUGCGCUGAAAGGGAUAAGGUCAAUAAGGAGGUUGAUGAUUUGAGAAAGGAAACUCCAAAGUCCUUUUGGAGGACAGAUCUUGAUGCUUUGGAGGGGCAACUCGAUGAGCUACAGAGAAGUGAUGUGAGUCAGAGGAGUUAAGAAAGAAAAUGAGAGGCAAAGCAAGGGGUGAAGCUGCUAUGAAGUCUGCUAGACAAGCACCCAAGAACCCACGGAAGAACAAUAAUAAGAAGGCAAAUAAUGCAGAAUCUGUUGCAGAAGCUGUCUCGUCAUCUGUGGCUGCAAUGGAAAUUG
Molecule: messenger RNA, 1269 nt
Organism: Quercus lobata
Lineage: Eukaryota; Viridiplantae; Streptophyta; Magnoliopsida; Fagales; Fagaceae
Product: DNA topoisomerase 2-like
Exons: 9
Coding region: 1-1116 (371 amino acids)
Biological process (GO): resolution of meiotic recombination intermediates; DNA topological change; sister chromatid segregation
Cellular component (GO): nucleus
Molecular function (GO): DNA binding; DNA topoisomerase type II (double strand cut, ATP-hydrolyzing) activity; ATP binding
Source: RefSeq, a predicted model, not a curated record